AUGUUGAAACUUCUCGUCUUUUUCACACUUGUCAUAGUGGUUUCAAGUAUCAAGUUCCAAUUGUCAGCUCAAAAUGUGAUCGUAAAUAUGCAUAAUACUCUUCGAAGCAAAAUUGCGAAGGGAACCUAUGUUGCAAAAGGAACACGUCAUGGUCCAGCUACAAAUAUGCGAGUUCUCACUUGGGAUAACACUUUGGCAGCACAAGCUGAAAGACAUGCGAUGUCUCAACAAAAAGGACAUUCAGCUGGAUGUCGUAAUGGACAAUACGGUGAGAAUAUGUGGUGGUAUUUCAGUCCAACGCCAAUUUCAAAUGUCAAUGAAUAUGUUGCAAAAGCUUGUGCUGGUUGGGAAAGUGAAUUUCAAGAUUAUGGAUGGAGGAAUGCUAAUGAUCUUGAUGGUAGAAUUCUACAUGCUACUCAGAUGGCUUGGGCUUCAAGUUAUCAGAUUGGAUGUGGAGGUGCGAUUUAUCGAGAGGGAAAAUGGAAUAAGGUUAUGAUUGUUUGUCAAUAUAAGGUUAAGGGAAAUAUGCAUGGAACACCGGCUUAUAAAUUGGGAAGAACUGCGAGUGAUUGUAGAUUUAAGACAGGGCAAGGAUUGUGCUCGAAAAUGUGA
Messenger RNA from Caenorhabditis angaria, 612 nucleotides. The record is from the annotation of a GenBank genome assembly. Lineage: Eukaryota; Metazoa; Nematoda; Chromadorea; Rhabditida; Rhabditidae.